Messenger RNA from Batrachochytrium dendrobatidis JAM81, 828 nucleotides. RefSeq names its product transcription factor TFIIE subunit TFA2. Gene Ontology annotation, biological process: transcription initiation at RNA polymerase II promoter. Lineage: Eukaryota; Fungi; Chytridiomycota; Chytridiomycetes; Rhizophydiales. The record is from RefSeq and is a predicted model, not a curated record. The transcript has 10 exons. The coding region runs from base 1 to 828 and encodes 275 amino acids. Gene Ontology annotation, cellular component: transcription factor TFIIE complex. Gene Ontology annotation, molecular function: TFIIH-class transcription factor complex binding.
AUGGAGUCUUCAAAGGCAGAGCUACGCAGGCGUAUGCUGGCGCAGCCCAUAAUCAAAAAACAAACCAUAACAGCAACAGAAGUGGACCCAAACAAAUCUAACAUCCAGACUAAAGUAGUCAAGGCUCCUGUGCUAUAUUCAUCCGAUGGUAUUCCUGUAGCAAGAAAGCUUUUUGAUAUAAUCAUGCUACUCAAGGCCGAAGAAAAGCCGCUUACCAACAAUGACAUGGUGCGCAAAUUGGCAAUGGACAUUAUGGAUGAUGAGGAACUGUUUGAUCUUGUCCGUAACAACGAAAGAAUAUUCUACGAUGGUGUUAAUGGCACGUUUGAAUACAGGGCAAGUCUCAUUGAAUUUGAAUACUGUGUUGGGAUCUGGGCUUGUCCAACAUACAAGAUUCGAUCAAAAGAAGACUUGCUAGAAUUAUUAAAGAAAAAUCGGGAUACAACUGGCAUGGAAGUAAAAGAACUCAAGGAUUCCUGCAAUGGUAUUUUUGGAUACAUUGAGGAGUUGGAUGCAGAAAAGUCUAUUUUAAUCAUUCGCAACAGAGAUGAAUCGCCAAGAAUUGUGUACUAUAAUAACAAUCAGUUGCAUGUGGAUAUAUGCAAAGAGUUUAAAGAAUACUGGCAUCAAGUUGCAUUGCCAUUAGAGGCAGACAUAUCUAAAGAACUUGCUAGUGCUGGUUUAAAAUCCAUGGAAGUGAUUGUGAUGCACAAGUCUGCUCAGGGCAAGGCCAAGACUAAAGCAAAGCGAAAGACACGCUUUAAGCUUACCAACACACAUUUGGAGGGUAUUGAUCUCACCAAAGAGUUUGUUCCUACUUUGGAAUGA